CGUUAAUAAGGAGCAAUUUUUGCAGUCUUAAUUUUCACAAAGGGAAAAUCAACUCUGCGUUCUUUGCAUUUGGAUAAUUUUGUGAUUUUGUUUGAAAUCUUUUAAUUCAAUUGACUAACCAUCUUUUGGUACUUUAGUUUAAAUUACAUCUAAUUAUUUCAUCUGAACAAUUAUGGCUGGAGGUAAAGCUGGUAAAGACUCUGGAAAGGCUAAGGCCAAAGCAGUAUCACGAUCCGCCCGUGCUGGACUUCAAUUCCCAGUAGGACGUAUUCAUCGUCAUUUGAAAAACAGAACAACAAGUCAUGGACGAGUUGGUGCUACUGCUGCAGUUUAUUCAGCAGCUAUCUUAGAAUACCUUACUGCUGAGGUUCUUGAAUUGGCAGGUAAUGCUUCCAAAGAUUUGAAGGUAAAAAGAAUUACUCCUCGCCAUCUUCAACUUGCCAUUCGUGGUGACGAAGAAUUGGAUUCUUUGAUCAAAGCUACUAUUGCUGGUGGCGGUGUCAUUCCUCAUAUUCACAAAUCUCUAAUUGGCAAAAAGGGAGCUACUGGCCAGAAACCCGCUUAAUUAAUUAAUAUGCUCAGUGGGAAAAUAAGCUGAUAGUUAAGAUAGGAUUUUUCUCUUUUUUAUUUUUCCUUUUCUUCAUUAAUCAACCAUCAAUCUGCAAGACCAAGUCAUUAUUGUGACAUUCAUUCAUUAAAAGCUCACAUCUUAUUUGGAAAUUUCACACAUUAAAAUAAACAUCAUAAUAAUCUCAAA
Tetranychus urticae (two-spotted spider mite) is the source of this 757-nucleotide messenger RNA. It is a transcript of the gene His2Av, whose product is annotated as Histone H2A variant. Gene Ontology annotation, molecular function: DNA binding; protein heterodimerization activity; structural constituent of chromatin. The record is from RefSeq and is a predicted model, not a curated record. Gene Ontology annotation, cellular component: nucleosome. Lineage: Eukaryota; Metazoa; Arthropoda; Arachnida; Trombidiformes; Tetranychidae.